Auxenochlorella protothecoides is the source of this 1644-nucleotide messenger RNA. RefSeq lists its product as hypothetical. NCBI's taxonomy places the organism in Eukaryota, Viridiplantae, Chlorophyta, Trebouxiophyceae, Chlorellales, Chlorellaceae. The transcript is spliced from 3 exons. Bases 1 to 1644 code for a protein of 547 amino acids. The record is from RefSeq and is a predicted model, not a curated record.
AUGGCGACCGCAGAGAAACCCAGCUCCGACAGCGGCUGGGCCAGCAAGGUCACGUCCUCCGUGAAGAAGGCGGUCGGCAUGCAAUCCAAGGAUGAUUCCGCCAGCAGCGCACCCGAGGUCGCCGGGUCUCUGAAGAAGGGCAAGCCCAGCACCCUGGAGAUCCCCGAGGGCCCCCAGGCCAGCGAGGCGCCCGCCACUCCCGGGGUCACUCUGCACCAGCCCCGCCAGGCCACCUCCCCCGGCUCCGUUACCUCCGAGAACGCGCCCACCCCAGGCGACAAGGAGUCGGAGAUCGGCAGCCCCCGCUCCCACGCCAUCCAAGGCGAGCGGGUGCAGGUCGAGCGCCUCGGCGGGCCCGGCGAGGCCGCGCUGGCGGCCGUGGGCGAGGGCGAGGAGAUCACCACUGUGGACGCCCGCCCCGACUUCGAGGUGGAGUCCAUGGCCGCCGCCGACGUGGCGAGCAUCAAGCAGCAGGAGGCCGCCCUCGUGGCCGCCCAGCGCCAGCAGGAGCUGGAGGAGAAGGAGGGGGAGCUGCAGCGGUUGAAGGAGCAGGCCGAGACGCUGGAGGUGGAUGCCGAGGGCCUGCUGGCCCAGGCCUCGCUGGAGAAGCUCAAGGUGGACCAGGCAGAGGAGAAGCGCGCCGAGAUCGAGGGCAACGAGGCGGCGCUGUACGGUGAGGCGGAGGCCGCGGAGAAGGAGCGCCGCGCGGUGGUGGCGCGCGCGCGCCCCAUCGCGGCGGAGGCCGAGGCCCGCGAGCGCGACGCGGCGGCGGUGAAGGCCCAGGCGGCGGACACCGAGUACCAUGCACAGGUGCUGGAGGCGCGAUCCCGCGCACUGCUGGCGGAGUCGGAGGAGCUGAAGACGCUGUCGGAGAGCAAGGCCGCGGAGGCGGAGCUGUUCGCUGCGGAGCUGACCAUCGUGGAGCAGGAGCGGGAGGAGAUCGCGACCAAGGCGGCCUCCAUCCACUCCGGCGACCUGCCCGCCCGCAUCCAGGCCAACCAGGUGGAGAUCGGGGUGUUGUCGGCGCGCAUCAAGAAGCUGCGCGACGAGAUCGAGUGGGCGGAGGCAGAGGUGCGCAAGGUUCGCGCCGACGCCGACGACUGGCAGCGCAUCGCGGCGCGGAAGAAGCACGAGACGGCGGGCCUGACGCUGCGCAUCAGCGAGGCGCGUGAGGCGGCGCGCCUGGCGCUGGAGCGCUCGCGCGAGGCCGCGGAGGAGGCGCGCGCGCCCUCGGAGUUCGCCGAGGCCAAGUACGGCGAGGCGGCCGAGCUGGCCAAGCGCGCCGAGGCGCUGGAGGCGGAGGCCGCGGGCCGGCGCGAGGAGGCGCUGGCCGUGCUGGGCGACGCCGCGGCCCCCGUGGCGCUGCGUCAGGAGAAGCUGCGCGAGGCGGCGGAGGCGGAGGCCGCUGCGCGCGCGCUGGAGGCCCAUGUGGCGCUCGUCCGCGGCCGCGUGGACCGCCGGCUUUACGAGUCGCACGUGCGCACGGAGACCGCGGCCGUCAAGCGCGGCGAGGCGGGGCCGCUGGAGGCGGAGGUGGAGCGCGCGCGCGCUGAGACCACGCAGCACGAGGAGGCGGCGGAGGAGUACGGCGCGCAGGCGGAGCGCCACCUGGAGGCAGGGCCGGCCGUCGUGGCCGCCAACUGA